This is a messenger RNA of Alternaria postmessia, 1668 nucleotides long. RefSeq lists its product as uncharacterized. The transcript has a single exon. Bases 1 to 1668 code for a protein of 555 amino acids. The record is from RefSeq and is a predicted model, not a curated record. Lineage: Eukaryota; Fungi; Ascomycota; Dothideomycetes; Pleosporales; Pleosporaceae.
AUGGAACCUUCUUUUGAUACGUUCGACUUCACACGAAUACCUGACGACGCGGUACCAACUGCAGCUUCUCAAGACUCGAGGAACCAGUACUCAAAUUAUAGCAUCUUUCGACCUGGCGGUGCACACUGGCGAUGCGACCAUUGUGAAGAGAGCGUGAUUUACUCGCGAGCCAAUGGAUAUGGUCAAUACGUGCGCAUGUGGAAAUGUUGCCAAUGCGGUUUCUCCGAGAAUCGUGUCUCACUCUGGGCUGCAUGUUCGAUGUGCGAUUACAGUAAUUUCUGGGAAGAAUACGCCUUCCAAAAUCCUUCGAUAUUCCAACAUGGAGUCCGAAACGUCAUAGAACACGAAGAGACUUUUGAGACUUCACUUGUUACUUGUGAUGGCGUGCCAGUAGCGGAGCAUUCUGGAACAGCCUUUGCGACGGAUGAUUUGGUCUCUGCAGUUCAAACAAACCUGGCACUCUCUCAACCCUUUCUUCAAGACGAACCGUUGGACGAUGUAGUGGUGCGUAGCGAGCUCGACGGUAUCAAUGGGCUCAUGUCUAUGCGUUCUAUUGGAUAUGAUAGCUUGGUUGGUGGCACAGCGGAUGCCAACGCCCGACGCCAGCCAGUAGUUCCAGAAUCAUACAACACCGACGGGCCGUUCGCUGCACGUCUCAGUAGCGAUACCGAAGUCAUGACGAGUCUCCCGAGCGAGGAUUCAACAUCAUCAGAAUCUGUCACAGCAGCUAAUCUGGCAACGUUUACUUUCAGCGAGGAGAUACUGCGGGAUUUCGACAGCGGUUACGGCGCUUCAUGUAACACAUCCAGGUCAGACAUCACAUCGCGCAAACGCUCAAACGAAUUUGACCAUCAAACAACACCUUCCGUAACUACCAGCCACGACUAUUCAAAACCACCACUCCGUAAAAAAACCCGACGUCGUCGUCUAGACACCCUCAACCCCGGUCUCGCAUGCCCUUUCUACGUACGCAACCCCUACCUUUGCACGUACGACUCCUGCGCCGGACCGGGUUCUCUCGGCAUCCACCGACUAAAACAACAUCUCGAGCGUGUGCACCUCUACCACACCUGCUCACGAUGUGGUGAUACAUUCUUCGGCAACACAGCAGGAAAAGAGAGUCUAGCCGCCCAUCAGCGAACCACUCAGCCUUGCCAACUUCUCACAAACCCCAAACCUCAUAUCUGGGGUAUAUCCUACUCAACAUUCGAGGCAAUGCGUUCCAAGAAAGGCACAUCAGGGAAGCCAGAAGUUGAACGAUGGCGUGAAAUCUAUAAAAUCCUCUUCCCAGACGCCGAGAAGGAAGAAAUGGCAUCACCGUACGUCGAUACAGAACGCACGUUACUCCCUCGCCACUAUCGGAAUGGUGUAUCAACGCAGAACCAGGCUGUCGACAAAUUCUCAAAGCAACUCCUUCGUGUCUUACCUGCCAAACUGGACGCAGCUGUUAGAACUCACUGUGAUGAUAGUAGACUAACGGCGAUGUGGAGUGAGUUUGUGAAUACCCACUUACAUGAUGUGCUGAGGAACGCCCUCAGUGAUAUCACAUCCGCGGCGGAUAAACAGCCAUUUGCAGCACUGGAAACAAUUAAGGAAGACAGGUUCGAGGAGGCGGAGGAAGAUUUUUGUUCGAGUCUGCAGGACUUUGUAGAUAUGGAUGGAGGGUGA